AUGGUAGAGGCGGAGCUGCUAUCUGGUGAAGGCUGGAUAUCGGAUGAAUCAAGCUUCUACGGCGAUGAUGACGAGCAAGAUCGCCUGCACUCACAUUGUGAACGCUUCAAUCCCAAAUAUUUCUGGUCAGCACAGAAGUCGGAUCUGAACGUGGCACUGGCGCCAUACAAAGCUCAAUCCCAAUACAGCGUGAAAAUGACUGAGUUUUCUGAGUUUUCGACUGCCAACGCUACAUUGUCUUCUUCCGCCUUUCCCAUCGACCGCAGAGCGAUGGAAGAGGCCAGACUAGCCAGACUUGGGAAGCGGAAGCGUGAACCCCCACCAGAGGCAGUUCUAUUCAAUCCUGGUCAAGGCUCUCCUGAUGCAUGGCAACUGGGGGAGUCUGCAGAAGACUUCGUCCGGCGUCUUCCUCCUCUGACAACUUCCAUCAACACCUGCGCUUGGAUAUGGGCUCAUAACCCUCACUUCGAUGUCCGCGACAAGAACAAAGUCAUUUCCCAUCGUGCCGAUGACUUCAGGAGCCUUGGGACUCAGCUACUCGGGGAAUCGCUUCAGGCUCGCCAGCAAAUACAAUCCCACAACUUGCAUGGACCGAAGGCUGCAAUCACCAGAUCACUUAACCAAGAAAGCAAAGACCUGCAGCAGCGUAUCACUGAUCUGGCCGUGGAGUGUGGUGUCCUGUCUGGAAAGUGGAUGCUCUUUCCCAAACUGGAGGAAGUCAAUCAGGUAUGGAAGAAGGUCGUCGAAGGUGUCAUCAACAAUCGCCUUGGUCCGACGGCGAAAGUUGCUCCGGACGAAGGCAAACCUGGCGACCGACUUAUUUGCAUAUAUACCAGGAUGCUGAUAGAACCAAAGGACUUCAGAGAUCAGGACGAUGUCCUUCGAGUCCUUUUAGAGCUCGAGACAAUGGGCCUAGUGAACUCUGGACGAUCGAUAUAUUACAAGUCUGAUGCAUUCACUUACUUAGACCUCUACAAACAGACAGCUUCAGAAUAUGGUCUGCAAGCGAGCCUAUACACCAGCUUCAAGAUGAUGGCCGCAGCGAAAGCCGCAAAGGCAGAAUCCUUACCCGGAAAGACGGUAUCAGGAAAGACCUUGUCUGGCAAAAAGCAAUCGACGUUGAACAAGUACUUCUAA
Messenger RNA from Parastagonospora nodorum SN15, 1137 nucleotides. RefSeq lists its product as hypothetical. NCBI's taxonomy places the organism in Eukaryota, Fungi, Ascomycota, Dothideomycetes, Pleosporales, Phaeosphaeriaceae. The record is from RefSeq and is a predicted model, not a curated record. The coding region runs from base 1 to 1137 and encodes 378 amino acids. The transcript is spliced from 4 exons.